Messenger RNA from Rotaria socialis, 975 nucleotides. The record is from the annotation of a GenBank genome assembly. Lineage: Eukaryota; Metazoa; Rotifera; Eurotatoria; Philodinida; Philodinidae.
AUGAAAUUUCAACGUCGUAUUCUACCUCCACAUUCACCAGUCUAUCUCGAAAUGGAGGAAUAUACUACGCCAGCAUCUUCACGUCAGUCAAUAUCAUUUAGCGGAUCCACAAGUGAUUUGAGUGAAAUUGGAAGCGUCUAUUCUUUACCAGUUAUGUCUAAGCAACGGUCUGAUUCAUUAACAAAUUUAUUUAAUAUGUCAGAAGAUAGUACAUCAUUAUCAAAUUUAAGUAUCGCAUCAUAUUCUUUAUCACAACAUUCAUGUGAAAAUGGAUCUUAUACAAACAGUACAAAUUACACAGCAGUAUCACCAAUAACAUUAUCCUCACCACUACCACCACCACCACCACCAUUACUACCUCUACAACAACAGUCAAUAUCAAACAAUCAUGGAUCUGACAAGAUUUCUCGAAAACAAUAUAGUUCGUCUUAUCGCAGUUUGAGUGAAGAACAAAAUUCCCCAGUGCAUAAUCGUAGAUUAAAUCUGAAUAAUAAUAAUAAUAAUAAUAAUAACAAUAAUUCGCGUCGUAGUGGUGAUUCUACACGUUACUAUCAUUUCAGUUCAACAAACAUGAUUGGUAAUUCAUUGACAACGAGUAGUCAAAAAAGUUUUUCUAUUAAAACAGCUGAAACUGUUUUAAAUACAAUCGGUAUUACGACAUCAUCAUCACAUGAUGAUUUAACAGAUAAAUGUGGUUUAAUUGCACAUGAUGGUAAUGAUACUGAAAAUAACGAUGAGGAUACUACUACUACUACUACUAAUAAUAAUAAUAAUAAUCAAAAUCAACAUCAAUAUGAUGAAAUACAAAAUUAUGGUGAUACUCAUUUUGUUGAUAAUUCAGAUGAAAAUGAACUGGAUAUGACAUUAUCAAGAAAUACUCAAAGUACAAUACAAACUGGACGAGGUUUAAGAAAAACCGUUUUAAGUAAUGUUGAUCGUUUACUGAAUUCUGGCAAUAAACAAAUAAAACUCUAG